AUGUUUGCAGCAACAACGUCAAUCCUACCCCUACUACGAGCAACAUCGCAGAGACCUCUGCUGACACGCCGCACACCCAUGACAGUCCGCACCUUCACCUCAACACAACUCCGCAGCCUCGCAGCACCACAAUCAACACAAGAAGAAGAACUGAACGAAGCCCAACGAUACCUUGCGAACAAAUCGGCAUAUAAAGCCGCUCGAGCAUCCAACCCGACAGGUGCUUCAGCGAGACAUGCCUCGCUCUACAGCCAUAUCUUUCCAGCGCUGCUUCGCAUAUUAGCCUAUGGCAGCAGUGCCUACUUCGGUCUACAUUUGCUAUGGAACGUAUUGGAUAGAGAUGAACAGACGAAGCUGAUGAACGCGCAUACAGCUGGUUUGGAAAGCACGGCGAGAAGCAUUGCUGAGAAGGUCGAACAGGCGCAAGCCAAGGUGUCUGACGCAGGGUCGAAAGUGGUGUCAGAGGUAAAAGACGGACAGAAGGAGGGUAAGAAGAGUUGGUGGCCCUUCUGA
Molecule: messenger RNA, 513 nt
Organism: Ustilago hordei
Lineage: Eukaryota; Fungi; Basidiomycota; Ustilaginomycetes; Ustilaginales; Ustilaginaceae
Exons: 1
Coding region: 1-513 (170 amino acids)
Source: RefSeq, a predicted model, not a curated record